This is a messenger RNA of Pseudonaja textilis, 3283 nucleotides long. RefSeq names its product protein phosphatase 1 regulatory subunit 36 (gene PPP1R36). Gene Ontology annotation, molecular function: phosphatase binding. Lineage: Eukaryota; Metazoa; Chordata; Lepidosauria; Squamata; Elapidae. Gene Ontology annotation, biological process: negative regulation of phosphatase activity. The record is from RefSeq and is a predicted model, not a curated record.
UCGCACGCGCCGAGAGAGCGGUCGCCAGGUUACUCCGGUAAACAACCCCCGCAGCAUGUCCCAGCUACAGUUUUUGGAGCUGCCCAAAGGAGUUUACUUGCCGUUGACCAUAAUUAAUCCUGGUUUGUGGUACUGGAAAGAAGAUUCUAGAACACUCGAAUUUUCAUGUGCCCAGCUUAAGGAAGAACUUAAGGACAGUAAAGAGAAAAAUAAGAAAGGCAAGACUAUCCAAUUUCAGGAGCUUGGAGCAAAGCCACUAGAAAGGUCAGGUCCUCAUUAUUUUCGAAAUCUGUUUACCUUGAGUGUUUCUUCUGGAGAAGACAAAUCCCCUCGGCCAACCAAGAGAGCACAGUCUGAACUUAUAACUCUAGAAGAUGUUAAGUAUGCUGCUUUAUUUCUGGCACAUGAAGAUGAUUCCAUUCACGUUUCUUCUUUCUCCUUAGUUAUGAGGUGUAAGCAGUUGGAUGAUUUCCUCAUGGCUUUGUUGUACUAUAUUUCUUUUUAUCUGGAAAAAAUAAACCUGGAGAUGAAACCCAAGUCUUUUAUGGGAAAGCCCAGCAUCCUAGAAAAAAAAGAAAUGAAAGAAAUCCAAAUAAAGCUAGCAGUGACCAAAAAGCACCUUGCUGAAAUGUACUGUAUCCUUAUCCUUGGACUGGGAAUGUCUGAUCAGCAUCACAUGGCUUGUGGAAAAAAGAAAAUAUCAUCAUCUCGGAAAGACAGGGAAUUCUUUGAGUGCUUGUACAACUUUGCAUCCUACGUAGCUUUUGUGACAUUCAGACAAAAGAAUCUCAAGGAAAUCCAGCAAGAAGUUGGUAGAUUGCUCCGGUCAAAUAUGUUCAAUUCUGCUUUAAGAGAGAGAUCCAAAUCUAAGGAAAUGAAAACGGAUAUUACCAAAGAAUUGAUGAAAGCCACAUUUGCCUUUCGCAAGAGAACAGAUGUUAAGCAGCCAGCCAUAAGAAGUGUCAUGGAUCAGCGAUCACCAGUGCUUAGUACUUUGCUGCCUCUGCCUAAAGACAGUGCUCAAUAUCUGUUUCAGGAUCAUUAUCUUCGUCCCAGCAAAACUGCCCCACGUUACAUCCCAGAAAACCUACCAGAGUUGUUUUCUAUUGUGUCACCCUCCAAGAUUGGUAUUAUUGGAUCUCAACGCACCAAGUUUGUCCCUCAUACACUUUUACCAAUUGGGAGCACAGAGGAUGAGAAGGAAAAUGGGGAGACUCUCGAAAGAAGUGUCUCUUCAGUAUUGUCAAAGGAAAUAACCACAGGCUCUGGUAGGGCUGUUCAAAGCGGUGCCAGUCACCAAUCUCUGGUGAUUUCACGGGCUACGACUGAAGGAGACUAUGUUGAAAAUUCCCAGUGAUACAUGCUAGCAUGGGGGAUACAAUGCCCAUGUAUUAAAUCUCUUGGCAAUUUUCUAAUUAGCUUUUGAUUUUAUCCAUUACUUAUGCCUGAGAAAAUAUGGCAAGUUUAAUACUAUUAAGUGUCAAAGUGCUGCCCCAAAUAAUAAAUGAAAAAUCCUCAUGAGGACAAAUACUAUAAACACUUUUGGUUUGUACCAGGUUAACUGCUAUAGAUAUUCAGCCAAAAAUGCUGGGAAUGUAAACUAGCUUUAAGUAUUUGUAAUUCAAAUAUCUGAAGGUAUUUCUAGUCAUAUAUGAAUUAUUUAUGACUAAUAAAGCAGUUUAAACUGGAAAUUUGGAUACUCAUAUAGACUAAGUUUGUAAAUUAUGUCUGUUAAACAAUGGUUUGAUUUAGUCCAACUGACUCCAUUGCUUGAGUUCAGUACAACACAAUCAGAUACAUUUAAAAUUUCUGUUGACAGAUUGGUUUUAUGUUAGAUCAUUCAAUGGAAUGUAUUGUAUAAUUAAUAAAGCAGUAUGGUUUUCAAACAGGUAAAAGUAUAUUAAAAUCAUAAGAGAAAUAGGCACAAAUAUACCUACUUUAAGAGUAUACCUACUUUAGAUAAAACUGCUACUUAAUGUGGAGGAAGGGACUGGACAGCCCCUUGUCUGGAAUAGUAUAGGGUCUCCUGCCUGAGCAUGGGGUUGGAUUAGAAGACCCUCAACAUCCCUUCUAACUCUGUUAUUCUGUUCUGUUGUGUUCAAUAUAAAUGUAGCAAGACACUCUUUUAUUGAGUGGAUGUUCAAAACCUAUGAUAUUGUAACCAAGGAGUCUUUGCCUUGCAUUUUACAAAUCCCUGAAAGAAGUAAAAUAUGGAUUUAUUUAAAAUAUGGAAGAUCAGCUGGAACAUUAUUUGCAGAUAUAGUGCCCCUUGUUGGCUCCUAUCUGCUGCUUUUGGCAUGCUAAAGGCAGCUAAAUGGCAAUCAUAGACAUGAUCUGACAGUUAUUCCUACAUUACUCAGAUUCUAUGGAUGGCGAUUUUGUUUGUGUGCUUGCUUAAUCUUGUAGUUAAUUUUAUCCUAGACUAAUUUCAAACCCCAGAGUUAGAAGGGGGGCAUUAGGUAAUGACAUUUUAAUCACGGAAUCUAAAUUAUCUGUACUGAUUAUUUUAGAGAUCAAAGUGUUAUAUGAAAACAGAGUGGUUUUAUUUGCUAAACUAUAGUUCAACACAACUAUGUGUUGACAUAAUCCAUUUUAGACUGACUGGGCCUGUAAAUAUAAGGAACCUUGCGUUUGGUUUACUAACAUAAUCGAUAGUAUCCAGAAUGUAUGUUUCUACUCAGUAUAUAUAAAACCCUAUAUUUCAGUAUAAUUGUUUAUUUAUAAAACAAACCCUGCCCCUGGUAAAUGCUAUAUUUAUUUACUUAUUUCAUUUACUGAUUGAUAAUUUAAGUUUGACUCUGGAGUGACUUUGUUUGGCUUAUUGUCAGAUCACCAAACCAAGAAAGACACAUGGCGAUCCCUUCAGGUUGAUUUCUUCAUUGUUCCACACUAUAGACAGGAUCUUGCCAAACUGAAGCACUCUGCUAGCUACAUCAAACAUAAUUUGAGAACUAUUAGGGAGGAGUUGUCUUCACCCUAUUUGUCUCACACAACUAUCUGGACUGAGCUGCCUCUUAUUCUUCUGGAAUGCACCACUCCUUUCUGGAAAUCCAGCCUACAACAUUCCAUCACACACUAUAAAGAAUAUAGACACAGAUUUAAAAGACAGUAAUAAACAGAAAAGUAUACAUGUCUGGAAACAUUCCCACAAAAUACACCUGAUGGGCUCAACAACCGCUUUAUUCUAAUCCUGGAAAAGAGUCAGGUUUUCUAGGAGACUAUAACAUUGGGAAUUACAUAGACAUAUUCCCUUUUGUUGAGGGAAUUGCAUUUUUCUAAGUCA